Molecule: messenger RNA, 933 nt
Organism: Brassica rapa (field mustard)
Lineage: Eukaryota; Viridiplantae; Streptophyta; Magnoliopsida; Brassicales; Brassicaceae
Product: extensin-like
Source: RefSeq, a predicted model, not a curated record
AUGCCGUCCUAUCAAUCAAUCCAAAGCGUGCUGAACUUCAUGUGGGGUAAAGGCCACAAGCUGGACAUCCGCACCAACCUGAAAGAAAGAACAAUCAUGGUGAGGAUUCCCAAUGAAUACAUCAGAACCAAAGUUCUUGAAAAGAAGAUAUGGUACGUCGCACCGCCAUGUUCCAUGUCUCUCCCUGACUGUCUUACUGCCCCCCCUGAACUCCCAUCCAAAACUCCCCCCCUUGCUAAACUUCCCCAAAAACCUCCACCUAAUAUUUCCCCCAACAUUGAACCUGCUGCCCCCAAGUCCCCCACUCACAAGUCUACUACCACUCCCAAGUCCCCCGCCCACAAGUCUACUCCCACUCCCACCUCUGAUCAUCCCCCGGCCUCAGUGACUGCUUCUCAGCGCAUUGAGGGAGAAAAUUUGCAAAAGAACUUUGAAUCUGAUCUACAAGAGAUCAUGGAUGAAGACCUUACCCCCAUCACCCUCCCUACCAUCAACCCCCCACCUUCUCAUAAAACCGCCACCCUCCCUCUAAAAACUCUCUCACUCCCAUCCUUCUCCCAACCCUCCCCUGUAUCUGAUUGCGUCACCUUCACAAACCUUCCCCUAGAGGCCCCGUUCAUAAUAGGCCUCCAAGCUCUCCCCCAUAUAAACCGUCGUAUCACACCUUUUAAACACAGACCCUCCUUCAAAAAACAACUCCCUCGCCAGAAACUGUCUCUCAAAAACUCCUUUGCUACCCUCGAUCUUUCUGAGCCUUCAUCACCCACCUCCGACUCCUCCACUCCGCCUGCAAAUAACCCCGAAUCCUUUUUUGUCCCCCCCAACAGUCUAACUAACCAAGAUCCCCCUUUUGUUCCCCCUCCCACUCUACCUUCUGUACCUACCGAGGAACCGCUCCUUCAUAAUGGAGUGGCUCCACAACCUUCCCUAUGA